Messenger RNA from Clarias gariepinus (North African catfish), 2801 nucleotides. It is a transcript of the gene gata2a, whose product is annotated as GATA binding protein 2a. Gene Ontology annotation, cellular component: nucleus. Bases 724 to 2109 code for a protein of 461 amino acids. The transcript has 6 exons. Gene Ontology annotation, molecular function: zinc ion binding; RNA polymerase II cis-regulatory region sequence-specific DNA binding; DNA-binding transcription factor activity, RNA polymerase II-specific. Lineage: Eukaryota; Metazoa; Chordata; Actinopteri; Siluriformes; Clariidae. The record is from RefSeq and is a predicted model, not a curated record. Gene Ontology annotation, biological process: positive regulation of transcription by RNA polymerase II; positive regulation of miRNA transcription; negative regulation of transcription by RNA polymerase II.
UUAGCUGUUGUGUAAAAAAAAGCAUUAUAAAUACGACCCUUAAAGCCAUACGGAAAGGUAGAUCUGAAUAAAUCGCGCCGGUGAUUGAUGCUCCUCUCAGCGCACCAUAGGCCACAUUGAGCCUAUCAAAUCCUUCUCGCCCUGCCAUUGGCUGGCGGAAGGUCGCUACCAGCCCAUGACUCCGCCCACACUCGCGUGAUAUGGAAUUUACUGGCGCCAGGUCCGACAGAGCGCGAGCGCGAGUCAUUAAAAGAAACACAAGCAGUGCGCAGGACGGAGACACAACACCGAGAGCACAGAGCGCGUUUCACCACCCACUAACACACCAACACUUGCCCGCGUAAACAAAUGUCAAGAUGCAGCUCGGGGACGAACUUUAUUUACGAACGGACUAACACGAGAUAAAGGGGGGAACAGUGGAAAAAGGAGGAGUGCAAUGCAGUGUGCAGUGUAUCUAAGUAUCUGAGGACUCUAAGCAUUAACUCAUCAUUCCAAAGACAACCACUGUGAACAAACUGAAAAGGACGCUUUUCAACCACUAUUCGGGCUUUUUUUGUUUUUGUUUUGCAGUAGCCUAACCACAUAUACUUUGCAUUUGGGGAACUUUCGAUGAACUCGGCUCUUAGAAAGCUGCCCAACACUGCAGAUAAAAAUAUUUGCAUAUAAUAAAAUCAGGAAAAUUAGAUUUUUAUUUCUUGUCAAGUCUACACGGAGGCUUCAGGUAUGGAAGUGGCAGCAGAUCAGUCUCGGUGGAUGGCGCAUCAUCACGCUGUGCUCAACGGCCAGCACCCGGAUUCCCAUCAUCACGGCCUCACACACAACUACAUGGAGCCUAUGGCGCCACUUUUGCCCCCGGACGAAGUGGACGUGUUUCUAAAUCACUUGGAUUCGCAAGGCAAUCCGUACUACCCUAACUCAAGGGCAAGAGUGUCCUACAGUCAAGCGCAUGCUCGAUUGACUGGGAGUCAGGUUUGCCGGCCGCAUCUCCUGCACAGUCCCGGCCUCUCGUGGCUGGACGGGAGCAAGGCGGCUCUCUCAGCGGCGCACCACAACGCCUGGGCGGUCAGUCCGUUCAGCAAAGCUGGGCUUCACGCCACGAGUGCCAGUUACGCUUGUAGCGGUGGCUCGGCCACGGCGCCGGCUUCCGCCUCUUUAGCGCCGGCAAGCCACGCGAGCCCACACCCGCUCUACAACUUUCCUCCCACGCCUCCGAAAGACGUGUCACCAGACCCAGGACCGUCGUCUCCAUCCUCCACCUCGGUCACGCGGAUGGACGAAAAGGAUUCGAUCAAGUACCAAGUUGGUGACGGGAUGAAGAUGGAGGGAUGCAGUCCACUCAGAGGAGGCCUGGCCAUGAGCGGGCCGCAAACGCCGUCCACGCACCACCCGAUACCCACGUACCCUGCCUACUCGCUCCCCGCGGCGCACGACUACGGAGCCGGACUCUUCCACCCAAACCUGCUCAGCGGUUCGCCCUCCAGCUUCGCGCCCAAAUGCAAGAGCAAGGCACGCUCCAGCUCGGAAUUCUGCACAGAGGGCCGUGAGUGUGUGAACUGCGGCGCGACCUCCACCCCUCUCUGGAGGAGAGAUGGAACAGGCCACUACCUCUGCAAUGCCUGCGGCCUCUACCACAAGAUGAACGGUCAGAACCGGCCCCUGAUCAAGCCCAAACGCAGACUGUCAGCAGCACGACGAGCUGGAACCUGCUGCGCAAACUGCCAGACCACUACGACCACGCUGUGGCGACGCAACGGCAACGGUGACCCGGUGUGCAACGCCUGCGGCCUCUACUACAAACUCCACAACGUAAACAGACCACUGACGAUGAAGAAAGAAGGCAUCCAGACACGCAACCGCAAGAUGUCCAGCAAGUCCAAGCGAAACAAGCGGGCAUCUGACGGCUUUGACGAGCUCUCAAAGUGCAUGCACGACAAAACGUUGCCCUUCGCCAGUGCUGCUGGUGCCAUGGCUGCCCACAUGCCCCACAUGGGUCACCUGCCUCCCUUCAGCCACUCGGGCCACAUGCUGCCCACACCGACUCCCAUCCACCCAACCUUUAGCCACCCACACCACUCGGGGCGCUCACCUGUCUGGGCUGAGCCUCACUGAGGAUCCCAGGAAUCAACAAACCUUCCUAUUCUAUCGUUAAUGGUGAGGGGUUUUUUUGUACACGAACAAACAGAAAUGGAAAGAGGACACUUUUCUUGUUUAUAAUUCCUUCCCUUCCCCCGAAUCAUGGACACGGCGUGAAAGGAGCGAGGACAAUUGUCGCUUCUAGCACUCCUUUAUUUUGUACUGAGUCACUUUGGUACUGCCUGGAAAGACAGGAUGUGUGUUAGAGGAGAGUCACUAUGUGCGUGCACUGGUCUUAUGUGUAUGUGUGUGGUUUUUGGACUCUGAAUGAGAGAAAAAUACAAGAAAAGAAAGAUUCCCUUAUUAAAUGCCUAACAUGCUGGGAUACACACACUCCACGGACACGCCUGCCUCUGAACACACUCUAUGGACAUGACUAGCAAGCAAACAGAUGUUUAUAAAGCUUGAUUGUUAUUAUCGUUAUUGUUAUGAUUGUUAUUAUGAUAAUUUAUUUUCACACUUUAUUUCUUUUUUUGGCUCUCCUCAAAACCAUAUGUUUAUUGUUAUAAAUAUUAUUUGAUUGUUAUUAUCAAAAUAAAGGAAAAAAAGGAACAAAAAAAGGAACACUGACUUAUCUUAGCCAAGGUGAUAUUGCUGAACUGUACGUUUCUAUCAUUUUCCAUUACACAAAUAAAGAAAUAAAGUUUUAAUACUUAUCAUCCAUUAAA